Messenger RNA from Xyrichtys novacula (pearly razorfish), 6167 nucleotides. The record is from the annotation of a GenBank genome assembly. Lineage: Eukaryota; Metazoa; Chordata; Actinopteri; Labriformes; Labridae.
GUUCCUCAAGCCUGUGUGCAAAACCAGGAAGAUGAUGUGAGGGAUUUAACCUCGAUCACGAUGUAGUGAGUUGUUACGAAGUUAGAAGUUUGUGUGACUGUGAACCACAAAGCUCUCCUACAUGCUGUUUAAACAAACUGAGCGUUAGUUUUUAUUUUCUUCCUUAAAGUGAGAGAAGGUGACGCUGUUGACUGACGGAAACAAACAAAGGUUCUGUAAGGACAAUGGGGAUCACUAAACUGGCAGAACUGAUCCGCAUUGAUGUUCCAGAUGCUAUUUCUCAUAAGGAUAUCAGUGAUUACACCGGCAAGUACCCUUACACCCGAUCUUACACCUGUGUGGUCGUUUCAAUAUAACAGCACUGUGAUAUUGAACUGAAAGCUAAUUGCUAAUGUUAGCAUACCAGCUCAACUAGUCAGCGAACUGGUUCUGAUCCCCAUAGAAUAUACAGUCAGUAGUUCAUACACUAAGACCUGGCUAUGCUCCACUAAAAUACUAAUAAAUAGUAGUAAACUAUGAACAUCUGCAGAAUUGGAAGUGUGGAAAUGUAACCAUCUAUAUCAGUUAAAACACAAAGGUUUCUAUCAUUACAUGUAAAUAUAUUAAUAAUAUGGUUGUAUUAUAUUGUUCUUAAAAUGAGUUAUUGUUCAUAUUUUUCCUCAUACUUAAAUUCUCACAGAGAUUUUGUGGUAGAAUAAAUGCACAUUUCCAUUGUUAUAUCUAUUUUUCUCAUAACUAAUGGACUUCAGACUUCUUCAUUCUGGAGUAUCAAAAAUACUUUGAAAUAGUAAUACUAUGGUUUGUAAAAUUACCAGAUAAAAGUAUCAAUCAAUCAAUCAAUCAAUCAAUCAAUCAAAUUUAUUUAUAUAGCGCCAAUUCACAGCAGUCGUCAUCCCAAGACGUUUUCAAAAGAAAAAGAGCAGGUCUAGACCACGCUCAUUGUUUGAUGAAUUAUCAAGACCCAACCUAAGAUGGGAUUUGGCCCAUCUCAUCUAACAUGAGUGACAGUGUCAAGGAAAAACAUCCUUUUAACAGGCAGAAACCUCGGGGAGGACCAGACUCAUGCUAGGACAGCCACCAGGCCGCUGCUGGGUUGGGGAGGAAUACAGAGAGAUAGGUGGAGAGAGAGGGAGGAGAAGGAGUUAGGCAGGGGGAGAGAAAUAGAACAAGAUAGAGGGAAGGAGAGAGAGAAUGAGUAGAAAGUAGAGUAGAGAGUAGAGAGAGACAGGGGACAGCAGCAACAUUAAAACUACAGCAACAACAGCUCAUGCAAAGUUGUGGUUGCAGAGCGAGUUAAGAUGAAACAAUAUGAAUUCAGUUUACAGGAUCAGGAUAUAAGUAAUUAUGGACUAUAAUUAAUUUAAUGUGAGUACAGUCAGCAGGCCUAAUAGUAGUUAACUCUAGUUUUAUGUUAUGUAUGAAAACAUUCAUAGUUUAUGAGAUAAUAAGAAGCUAUACAAAUCCUUACUCAGACCCUCAGAGUCUUCAGAAAAGUUCAUAGCUGAGUUAAGUAUAUCCAAAUAACGUGCUUGAGGAAAUGCAAGAUUUUAAAAAAAAUCUGUUGGUCUGUUGAUGGCUCCACUGUUUCUGUCAUUUAAGAGUGUGAAUUAAGAUUGAUGCUGGCCAUAUAGACUGUAUUAACAGUGAUUGUAAUGUGUUAUACUCCACAGGAAAAAAAAUCGCACUGGAUACUUCUAUUGUCAUGAUGCAGUUCAGAGCAGCUACAUCUUCACAGAGGUGAGCUCCUUUUAUGAGAGAGUGUUCAGUCACACAACACUUACACAUGCAUUUGUUAUCAAGGAAUCAGAAUGAACACACUUCAGACACAGUCCUAGAGAAAACAACAUGACAGCAACAAUAAUAAUAAAAGUUGUGUUUAUUCCCUGUCAUAUUGUUUGAUAAUUGAAUCUCUUUAUUUUCUCCACAGUCCUCUGAUAGGUCUCUUUUUCCGUACACUCACCUUCCUGGAACAUGACAUAAAGCCAGUCUUUGUGUUUGACGGAAAGCCUCCCAGGGAAAAGACAGCUGUUGUAAGUGACACCGUUCAGUCUUUAUCUUUUGUCGAAGCGUAACAGUGAACAUACUCUGAUGUGUGUUGGAUAGUGAGAGGUGGAGAGGAGACUAAAAGGUGGAAGAACUGGUCCCCCUUUUUGUGCUGGAGGAGUCAUCUCAGCAGAUGAAGAGGCUAGAGAGGUGCAGCUCAGAAAAUUAGAAGAUCAAGAAAAAGUUCACUUUUUGUCAUUUAAUUCAAAAGAGUUAACUUUCUUAUUUUCAUUACAUGUAAAGGAAAUAAUUCAAACCUCUUUUGAUGAUUAUGUCUUAAAGAUGAAAAACAUCAGAAAUGUAGUGUCUGAAAUGAGCAGGAUUUUUUCUUUAACAUCAUUUUAAAAAGAAUUUUAAGCACAGAGAUGAGAUGGCAAACUUCUGAGAAGUAUAUUCAUUUACACACUCAAUACUUGGUUUGGGCUUCUUCACCAUAAACUACUGCAUCAAUGUAGCAUAGAGGUUAAGGUCUGUAGCACCGCUGAUGUGUAACUGAAGUCCAGGUUGAUUUGAUUGUGGCCUUCAGCUCCUCUUGUGGUUUGGAUGUUUUUUUUAUCCUCAUCUUGGCAGUAGUUCUGGCAUUGUAGGGAGGUACUAAGUUCUAAAGGAAAAGGAACCCAGCAUCUCCAUAAAGCUGGCCAGCUUUUCUGCUGAUGCUGUUUUAUCUCAGACUCAAAAUGAACAGCAGAGUCUAUGAUUCAUUAAAUUUCCACUUUUCUAAAUAACAAAUGGAAAAUAUUUUCCUUUUUACAGCAUUGUAAAAUUGAUGGACCAGGAUGAUAACACAGCACACACUGGUAGUGUAAAACAGAUUUCUGUACCUACUUACAAAGCUCUUGUUUUAUUCUGCAGCUUGUAAAACGAGCUGAAGCAGGUGGUUGGAGAGUACCUAGAUACACUGGCACAGGUAUGUCUGAAUACUGACUUCCACAAGCCCAAAUUUUCUCUAGUCAGUCAACUCAUUACAUCCUUGAGAUUUAUAAUGGGAAUAUGGCAUGAUUGUCAGGUCUUCUAAAGAGAGCAUCUUUUGUACUCCAUGCAGCAUCAUCCCUGACCAAAGAUUGCCACCAGCUCUUGAAGUUAAUGGGCGUACCCGUCGUCCAGGUAGGACCAUCUGAACAUGGAUUUUAAGAAAAAGUUAAAACCUGUCUUGCCAUCUCUUUCUUUCUCCUCUUCUCUUAGUACAAUACAUUUUCAUCUCCCCUUUACUCUGUCUUGUGCUUUAGGCCCCCGGGGAUGCUGAGGCUUUUUGCGCCUGGCUGGUGAGAGAGGGAAAAGUUGACGCUGUGGCAUCAGAGGACAUGGACACACUGCCUUUUGGGGCCAGUAUUCUCAUUCGCCAGCUAAAUGCUAAGAGAGACAGGUUAGUAAUUUGGAAGUUAUCUGUUGCUUCUUGAAUUGUACUGUGGGUUCCUUUGUCUUAAGAGGAUACAAUUUUCCAAUACAUGCUGUACAGUGGAAGUUUUACAAGGCACAUUAUAGAAAUGUAUGUCAUUACAUGUGUUGCACCUCCAAACACUUGUUAUCUACCACGUGAACAGAAUGCUUAGAGGUACUUUUGAUCAAGUGAAACUGAUGCUUUGUUGUUUAGUUUAAAACAUUAAGAAUUUUGUGCAUUUUUCCAAAGUACCAAAAUAUUUUUCUUAGGGAUUUGGUCAAAGAUACAAUUAAUCAUAUACUGCCUUUCAAACAUUUUACCUACCUGGCACCAUGGCAGGUAAGUUUUUCUUAUAUUGAUGGACAUUUAUUGGUGAUACUAUCUGUUCCCUUUUUCUAAGGUCAGAUACCCCUCGCUGAGUAUUUACAGUCAUAAAGUUUUAUUUAGGUUUCAAAAGUAGUCACGUGUUCAGUAGAAAUGUUCAGGUAUCUGCAACAAGGCAGCUGAGGAAAAUCUUCUGACCUUUAGUUACUGUUUGUGUUGUCUGAGGAACGACUGGCUAGCUGAUAGCUCCAAUUUUCUUGGUCUGAUCCAACCUAAAGUAUGAUAGGUGUAUGUUAAAGUUUAACUUAUCCAAUCUUUAUUCACACAUUUUUUUAAUUUAUAUCCUGUCAAGUGAUAGGGGAUGGGUUCCACUUGAUAUAUGUUCUCUCUUUCCCUUUCAGUGAUGUCACUGAAUAUUCUUUGGACACGCUCUUAAAGAAACUCCAAAUUGAUCACAAAGAGGUGAGACUUUUACUGGCUUUAAGAUGUUUUUGAAAACUCAUCAUGCAUCCUUAAAACAAUAAUUUGUACGAACAAGUUCUUAAAAUGUGCUCGCAUUUGCCUCCACCAGUUUGUCGACCUGUGUAUUUUGUUGGGCUGUGAUUACUGUGACAAAAUCACUGGUUUGGGACCUAAAAGGGCUCUGACUCUGAUCCAGAAGCAUCGCACAAUUGAAGAUGUGGUUAAACAUGUCAACAGAAAGGUAUUAAGUGAAUGUCCAGGUGUCUCUUUUUUCUUUUUAUUGCUUUAUAAAAGAUAUUAAAUCAAUGAAAACCCUUGUGAUUGCUGUCACUCAGACUCAUCCUGUGCCAAAUGCCUGGAAGUACAAAGAAGCACGAGAGAUCUUCUUGGAAGAACCUGGAACUGAAGCUCCUGAAUUCACCUGGACCGAACUAGAUGAAGAAGCCUUGGUUCGCUUCCUUUGUGACACUGGUCAUGCAAAGUAUGUGCUCUUGGCGUAAAAACUCUCUAGUCCUGGUUUGAUUGUUUACACAUUAGAAGUGUGUUCAUGAAUAUGUUUUUUUUUCCUCUAUGAAGAAAAGACAGGGUUCGUCGACGAAUGGAGAGAUUUCAUCAGACACGUGAAAGCAAGCGAGAGGAGAGGGCAAAGGAUAAGGAAGCAGGACGUAGCAGGCAGACACUCAUGGAGGAUUUCUUCAGGGUCACCAGAAAGAGGGAAAAGGUGAGAAUAACUGGAUUAGAUAGAUUAGAUAAAAAGCUAUAUAUAGUAGAUUAAAUGGAAACAUUUAAAGUUAGUUUAACAUAUCAGAUGUUUGACUCAGACAUUAUUUUUGUCAAGCAGUUAUGACCUAAAAUAUGUGAAGUAAUGAUGUCUGCUUUUUAUUUCUUCCUCAGCCAGUGGAAAUCCCAGACUCCUUGAGCAUCAACAAAAAGAGACAAAAGACGAAAUAAAGCCACCGUCAUCUGCCAUUCACUGUCAUUACCAUAGAAGAAUAUGUUUUUUAUGAAGGAUUCAAGCUUUUUUAUUGUCAGUUUCCGCCAUGUAUGAGUAAAUACACAGGAAACAAAAAGAACAUUUGUCUCCAACCCACAGUGAAAAAAAUACAGAAGAUAUAUGAUAAAUACAAAAGAGGGAAGGAUAAUACAGUAAAAGGGUAUUUUACAUAUGCACACAUCGACCCUUAUGCCUAAUGUUUCUAUGUCUAAUGUGUCUACGUACAUAUGCACGCACUAGUCAUGCGUACCUUACUCUGUCCUACUGUCACAAUAUCUUCAAAAAAGGAAAUAAUGAAAACAUUUAAAAACAUAUUUUUGACUUGAACUCCUGCCAUAGGAAGAUUUUCUUUAUUUAUGUGUCAUUUUUUAAGUUUUAGAGACAGUAGUUUAAAUACUACAUGUUGGAUCAUGAUUCACAACUGGUAGAGGACUGCGCUGUGCCAUCGCUGAAUCUAUACCAAGCCAAACAGGCAUCUGUCAUUCAGCUGAUUUUGAGUUUACUUUAUUGCUGUAUGGAUGCAUAUCACACACUGACAACACAAUAUCCUGAUCAUUUCUUUAAAAAAUAAAAAUACAAUUCACUUAGCAAUCUUUAGUUUAUCCAUUAGUCUCCUGCGAAACCACAAAGAAAAGCAGAGCAGGCAGUGAAUGACUAUGAAAGAGACCAGUGUGAACACUGUCAUGGAGACCUCCCCCCCAAGCCAAAUUGCAGACAGGGGACUUCUCAUCACUAGAUAUUCAAUGAGCACCUGUUGCAUUAAGGGUGCCAAGGCAUGGGCCAAAGAGUUGAAUUUUAAAACAUGCACCAGAGUGGGAUCAUGUCUUAAAGAAAAAGAGAGAUGUUUGUUAUAAAAAGAAAACAUUUUGAUUGAGAUUACUUUUAAUAUUGUCAACAAAGACCACAUUGUAUGUUUUUUAUUUUGUCUUUUAUGGCUUUUUAAAAUAAAUGCUGGAUUUGAUUGUG